AAUCUUUGACCAAUAGGUGGCGGAAUCCAACCUGGCGCUGAUUUGGGAGUGAUCAGUCAAACCAACAUAGAAGAAGAAGAACAAGAACAAGAUGGCGGACCGAGGCUACAGUUUUUCCCUCACCACAUUUAGCCCUUCGGGUAAACUGGUUCAGAUUGAAUAUGCUCUGGCGGCUGUAGCAGCAGGAGCUCCAUCAGUGGGCAUCAAAGCAUCUAAUGGCGUUGUCCUGGCAACAGAGAAGAAACAAAAGUCAAUCCUGUACGAUGAGCAGAGUGUGCAUAAAGUGGAGCCCAUCACUAAACACAUAGGCAUGGUCUACAGCGGUAUGGGACCCGACUACAGGGUUUUGGUGCGGCGAGCCCGAAAGUUGGCUCAGCAGUACUUCCUGGUUUACCAGGAACCGAUCCCAACAGGCCAGCUGGUCCAGAGAGUGGCCUCUGUGAUGCAGGAGUACACACAGUCUGGUGGAGUGCGUCCAUUUGGUGUGUCUUUGCUCAUCGCUGGAUGGGAUGAAGACCACCCCUACCUGUUCCAGUCGGAUCCUUCUGGCGCUUAUUUCGCAUGGAAGGCAACAGCCAUGGGAAAGAACUACGUCAACGGAAAAACAUUCCUUGAAAAAAGGUAUAACAAUGACCUGGAAUUGGAAGAUGCCAUUCACACAGCCAUCCUGACACUGAAGGAGAGUUUUGAGGGUCAGAUGACGGAGGAGAACAUCGAGGUGGGAAUCUGCAAUGAGGCGGGUUUUAAAAGACUCACUCCCGCCGAGGUUAAAGACUACCUGGCAGCCAUCGCAUGAGCGCCGCCACCUCACCACAGCAACACCAGCCCAGGCGCCAACGGGUGCAUGACACAUGAGUCUGAGUUAAUCACAUGUUGAAUGUGCGGAGCCUGGAUUAUUCAGAAGCACCAGGCUGUUUCUACCAACACCCACAUAUGUACCUUUAAGUCAUGUGACUGCCACCAACACCUGCAGCCCAUCAGCGACUGAUGGCGGCGGAUUCAUGACCUCACAUUAACUUGUCCACCUGUGUCAUGUAGCCGUUGGCGUCUGUGUUCAUGUAAAGGAAUGUGGAUUCGGAGGAGUCUAAUCUCUAGUUUUCUAUUGAAUUCUUUGCUUUUGUUUGGUUUUUAAGGGGCGGUGCUCUCUGGUUCUACUCAUUUAUGUGGGCGUGUCACAGGUCAGUGCAUGUGAGGACACUCACUUCAUUUGGAGGGGAAACUGUCAGAAAUGAGAUGGUAAAUAAGGCUGAGCAGCCCUGGUACGUUCUCGUACAGACCGAGUCCACGGCACCAGGAAUGAGUGAAUCCAACUCAACACUGUCAUUUCCAUUUAAUAUUCAGACAUGACCUCAUUAACAGAGGGUUCAGUGGAAAACUGAGAUUUAGCAUCUGUUUAUCUGCUUGGCUGUACAGCGGUUUUAUGGAGUCUACUUUUUCCAAAAUAGAAAUGGAUCCAGUUUGUAUUUUCUCCUCUGUUUUCUGUCACUUAUUCAAAUAAAAGAUUUUCAGUUGUU
Sphaeramia orbicularis (orbiculate cardinalfish) is the source of this 1514-nucleotide messenger RNA. RefSeq names its product proteasome 20S subunit alpha 2a (gene psma2a). NCBI's taxonomy places the organism in Eukaryota, Metazoa, Chordata, Actinopteri, Kurtiformes, Apogonidae. Bases 92 to 796 code for a protein of 234 amino acids. Gene Ontology annotation, biological process: ubiquitin-dependent protein catabolic process. Gene Ontology annotation, cellular component: proteasome core complex; proteasome core complex, alpha-subunit complex. The record is from RefSeq and is a predicted model, not a curated record. The transcript is spliced from 8 exons.